AUGACGCUCUCGAAGGUCUACUCCGACAUCGAGUCAGACGAAGAGGAACGCUUCCACUCCCUCUUCAAAGAUAAGUACUCCAUCGGGGAGAAGAUCGGCGAGGGAGCGCAUGGCGUCGUCAGACACUGCAUCGAGAAAAAGACCAACUUGGGCUUUGCAGUCAAGACCAUCUCCCUGGAUAGAGAGCACAUCCUCUUCCUCAAGAAAAAUUUCACAGAUAUUAAAGCCCUCAAGCACGACCACAUCAUCGGCUACCACGCCCUCUUCUUCGAGAUGAAGAACGAGACCUGCCACCUAGUCAUGGACUACCUGCCCUACCCUGACCUGCUCCACAUAGAGCGGCCCUCCGAACAGACAAACAGGAUAAAGCCUGAACGUCUAUCCUCCAUAAAACUCCUUCUGCUGAAGUAAUACCUAAUCCACAACUUCCCAGGCGAGUACAGCUUGAAGACUUCCUAGUUCCUCACCAUCGAUGCGUCAGCGAUCUCAUUGGACGCUUUCGAGAACAGGGUGAAGCACAAGAAGGACAGCCAGCAGAUCGAUCUGAAGUCCUUCAUGGAUGAACGCACCCUCGCCAGAGAGGCAGUAGAUCUCAACAUCAAACUGAUGAAGUGGCGACUCCUGCCAUCGCUGGACAUCCCACGCAUCCAGUCCGCCAAAUGCCUACUCUUCGGAGCAGGCACGCUUGGAUGCCAGUUGGCUCGCAACCUCAUCGGGUGGGGUGUCAAGAACAUCACCUUCGUCGACUACUCCAAGGUAAGCUACUCGAACCCGGUCCGGCAAACUCUCUACGAGUACGAGGAUACGAUCAACGGAGGAAAGCCGAAGGCUGAGACAGCAGCUGAGAAGUUGCGAAAGAUAUACCCAUAAAUCAACGCAAAUGGGUAUAGUAUCAGCAUCCCCAUGCCUGGCCACUACGUCCGCACAGAGGAACAAAUAAAAUAGGCAUUUAAAAACUUGGACAUGAUCGAAGAGCUCGUGCAAGGGCAUGAUGUUCUGUUCUUGCUGCUGGAUUCGAGAGAAGCUAGAUGGCUGCCGACCGUCCUUGCCAACAAGUACGAUAAGGCUUGCAUUACCGUCGGCCUUGGGUUUGACAGUUUCCUCAUCGUUCGGCACGGAGUCACUCCAGACAAGUACGACCAGUAGAUUUGUAUCCAUUUAGAACUGCAUGGAGAGCGAUUGUGCUGCUACUUCUGCAACGAUAUCGUGACCCCCCAAAACACGAUGAAGGAUCGCACCUUGGACCAGAUGUGCACCGUGACCAAGCCGGGACUUUCCUUCCUUUCCUCCGCCUACGCCGCCUAGCUCUUCGUCUCCUUGCUCCACCAUCCGCUCAGGCACCACGCUCCUGCCAACGAGGACCCUUCGAAGCUGGCCACUACCGAUCUGGGUAAGCUUCCGCACCACUUGCGUGGCAAUUUGGGGGACUUCUAAACAUCCAUCUUCUACGGAAGGGCCUUCGACCAGUGCGUGGCCUGCUCCAAGUUCAUCCUCGAUUGCUACAACACCGAGCGGGACAAUUUCAUGCUGAGGGUGCUCAACGACCCCUCCUUCAUCCACGAAGUAACCGGACUCAAGAAGGAAUUGGACGAGUACGAAAAAAUGGAGAAUGGAAUCGUGGAAAUUUUGGAUGACGAUUUUGAAUUCAUCACCUCUUAG
Molecule: messenger RNA, 1659 nt
Organism: Nymphaea colorata (pocket water lily)
Lineage: Eukaryota; Viridiplantae; Streptophyta; Magnoliopsida; Nymphaeales; Nymphaeaceae
Product: ubiquitin-like modifier-activating enzyme ATG7
Biological process (GO): cellular response to nitrogen starvation; protein phosphorylation; C-terminal protein lipidation
Cellular component (GO): phagophore assembly site; cytoplasm
Molecular function (GO): Atg12 activating enzyme activity; ATP binding; protein kinase activity
Source: RefSeq, a predicted model, not a curated record